Adelges cooleyi (spruce gall adelgid) is the source of this 3393-nucleotide messenger RNA. RefSeq lists its product as uncharacterized. The transcript is spliced from 13 exons. The record is from RefSeq and is a predicted model, not a curated record. The coding region runs from base 497 to 2203 and encodes 568 amino acids. Lineage: Eukaryota; Metazoa; Arthropoda; Insecta; Hemiptera; Adelgidae.
GCGCCACCUUCGUGUCGACGACGGCGGACGGCCAGUUUGUUUACUCCGGCCGUAUCGUUCGAUCGUACAAUGCUGACUCUUUGUGUUGUUUUUCGGUUCGUUCCAGCUCCAAUUCCAGCCUGAUACGCGAUAUUAUGUUUUGACCGAAAAUAAUCAACGACCACCGUAAACACUUCCAAGUUCUACUCAUACGUUGUCGUCAGCUGUUCCUAUCGGUGGUUUUACUGCAAUAUUAAUAAUAAUUUAGUAUUAUUAUCUUUUUAACAAUAUAACAAUAUAUACUAUCUUUUAUUAGACAGUAUAAUUUAUAUAUAUUCCCGAGAUAGUGUGAUACAUUGUGAUUUUUCUAAGAGUGUACGAUUUUGUUUUAAAAAUCGCAUUAAAUAUAGCUACCGCAAGAUCCAAGUUAUCGCGCGUUGCUGUUCGGAUAGUCGGUGAUCGCCUCGCGUCGUUUCUCGUUUGAAAAACCAAAUGUGCAGCAGUUAAUCGAAACACUAUGAUUGUACUACCGGUACUCGGACUACUCUUUGCCACCACGGUGCAUAAGAUACACGGCGAGUGCGAGUUUCCCCCUCAAUGGUCCGGCCGGUGGUUUCAGUCCGGCGUCAACCAUCAUAUCCAAAUCAAUUCUACCAGCAUACUAACCAAAGGGGAAUGCGUGCAAAACAUCAGCGACAAGUUCCUAAUCGAAGACAGGAUUGAAGACUGUAGAAGGUGUUUGGUGAUCACGGAAAAGCACCAGAACGUGAUACAGUACAAAGAAAAUGCACUGUGCGAAAAACGUAGUUUCGACGAAUUGUGCGGAGAGAUUACCAGUGAUGCCCCUCUUUACUCCAUGUUCAGGGUUGAUGCCAUUCCAAUAUCGUGUCCGUUCGAUGGCCUCCAAGCGCCAUUUCAGUUUUCCUAUAGUCGAGGCGGUUACACCGAGUGCAGAUCGCCGGUGUCGAAAGCCGAGUCCUGUACAUCCGAUUCGAGGCUUAUGCUCAAGUUCCAAGCUUGUCCCGACGUCCACAACACAGAGAGCACAGUGGAAGAACUGCUGUGCUUGGCCACGUGGAAGGACGGUUCGACAAAGUAUAUGAUUGGCAAGCUAGAACACACGCCUUCGUCGUCCGACGAAGACAAGUACCGCUGCUUUGUGGUGGGCAAAUCAACUGGCGGCUCUUUCGAGAUGGCUCAGUCCGGAGACGCGACUUGUAACGGCAUGUCAUCGCCCACUGACGGGUCGAGGACAAUGAAAUUCAAUAGAGUCGAGAACAACCACCAUCAUCACGGCAGCAGUUCCGGUUGCCGGUAUCCGUCGUGGCUGACCGAACACCACACUUGGCAUUCGCUAAACCACGGUCACGUAUAUCAUUUCUCGCCGAGGAACGGCACGCUACGGAAAAGCAUACCCGGCGCCGGACCGGACCACGAUAUCCGCGCCGCUUGUCACAGGGUACUCAACGUCACCGACAACAAGGCGCUUAUCGUCACACACUACACUAUCGGAUGCCAAAGCGGAUACGCGUGCAUGGGGUUUUACCGUCGUGACAGUCAAGUUGUGGAAAUCCAAGAGAGCGAAAAUCCUGUGGAGAACGCCGACGACGCCUGUCGGCCAGAAAACUUCCACUCGCAGCUGCUGACGUACAACACGUUAGUCCCCCCUUCGCCAAAAGGUCGGGAAUGCCCUUUCCUCGGCCGGUACGAGAUAAGCGGAGGCCUUAACGCCGACGACGUGGGCAAAGCGCUGGCGGCAAGUCGACCUGGAAGCGAGAACGGCCAAGACAAACCUACGCCGUGCAAUCCGCCCGGCAAACAGUACCUGACCAUCGGAUGCAACUCGCCCGAUACCAUGGAGUUCCUGUCGGAAUGCGGUGCCAAAACGGUAGCCGAGUACACGUGUUACGGACACUGGAAGAACGACGUCAGCGGCGUCAACUACGUGAUAUCCACACCGCAGGGACGGACCGCCCCGAAUUCUCGAAGGUACUGUUUUAUCAUGUCUCAGGUGAAUGGACCGCCAAAAAAGACACUGAACAUCUUUUCGGUCAUGGAGUCUUGCCAUCCGCACACCAUCAGCCGGUUACACUGGGCGUUCAACAUAACCCACCAAGGUCUAUGCAGUUCCGACUCGAGCGGCGGUCUCGCUUUGAAAUCAACAAGCUCACCGGUGUUGGUCACGGUAAUCGUGGCUACUUUAGCCGCCAUCAUCAAAAGGUGAUCGGCCAUUUUUGCGGUCGGUCCAACUUAAGAAAACGCUGGCCGUACACGGUUGCGCGCAUUAUCUUGCCAAAAAGAACAAAACUUUUUUUUGAAAAAAAAAUAUACGGUAAUUUUUGAUAGGUAUAUAGCAACUGACGACCGGAAUGUUUGUUUGUUUUUGUUUUUUUUUUAUUAUUAUUAUUAUUAUUAUUAUUAAAUACCGACUAUAUUGUGAUCGUAUUUUUAAAUUAUUAUUAUUAUUCUUUUCGUUGAUCUAAAUUUAUUAUUAUUUUUUUUUUUUUUUUUCGAAAUGCCUACUUUGUUUCCUUUUUUGACUUUAUAUAUUAUGUUUACGUUGAGUACCAUAUUAUUAUAAAAUAAUGUACAUUGUAUUAUAUUGUUUGUUUGAUCGCGAUGGUGCAGAAAAUCGUUUGUUACGAAAUUAUAAUAUUGUAGAUAUUAUACACACGAGUAGAAAAUUUACUAUUCGGUUAUAUGUAUACAUAUUUAUAUUAUAAAUUCUAUUAUUAUUUUUAAUUUUUUUUUUUUCGUGUAAAUAUAUCGUAUUGUAAAUUUUUCUAUUACUUUGAAAGUAUAUUUUGCGAUAACUAAUAUCAUAUAUUAUUUAUUGUGUGGUGGACAACAACGUACACACUUGACUACAUACAACUUCACGCCUGCUUACCAAAUUAUUGUAUUGUGUACCUAUUAAUGAUAUUUUAUUUCAAUAAAUUAUAAUAAUGUCGAGGCGUUUAGCGUUAAAAACUUCUUGAUAAUAUUAUAUUUAGUAAAAAAAAAACACAAAUUGUUUACAGUAAGGGUCACUGUUGAUUUUUUUUUUCUUUUCUAGAAUUACUAUUCAUAUUUUAAAUAAUAUUAUACUUAUGCUUUGAAUGUACAUAUAUGCUCGUUAUGAUACCGACAAAUGUGACUAAAUGCGUGUCUUUACUGUACUUUUGUAUGAACGAGCCGGAUAACAGUCGGAAAGUGGGUGUUCUUGCGACAACCCACUGGAUUGUUGUCGACUGUAAUGAAAAAUGUUUUAGAUCGGCGUCGUGAUUUUACUUAGUUUUAUUUUUGAAUAUUUGGUACAUUCGUCUAGACGCGUAUGGUUAUUUUUAAAUAAAAAAUAUGUUUGUUAUUGCCUAUAUUACAAAAAAAACAAAAUUGAAAAUGUUAUAUAAAAUAUAUAUAAAUAAUAAUAAAAAA